Papaver somniferum (opium poppy) is the source of this 1884-nucleotide messenger RNA. RefSeq names its product putative SWI/SNF-related matrix-associated actin-dependent regulator of chromatin subfamily A member 3-like 1. The coding region runs from base 1 to 1884 and encodes 627 amino acids. NCBI's taxonomy places the organism in Eukaryota, Viridiplantae, Streptophyta, Magnoliopsida, Ranunculales, Papaveraceae. The record is from RefSeq and is a predicted model, not a curated record. Gene Ontology annotation, molecular function: metal ion binding; ATP binding; ATP-dependent chromatin remodeler activity. The transcript has 3 exons.
AUGGGUUUGGGUAAGACGCUUACUUUACUCUCUCUUAUUUCAACUGAUUUCUGUGCACCAUUAGAAUCAUUAAGCGACAAUCUAAGAAAAGAAGAAGAAGAUGAUGAACUGACAUUGUCUCUUUCUACUAAGAAACGGAAAUAUAGUAGAGAAAUUGUGGAUUCUUCACAUACUAAGAAAGUUCAGAAAAUUGUUGAUUUCAACAACUUAUUUCCGGAUGAGGAGGAGGAUGAAAUCACCCCUAAACGGUGGUGGGUGGCUAGAAGAAAAACAUUGAUCAUCUGCCCACAGUCACAUCUUUCAGACUGGACAAAACAAUUAGACCAACACAGAAAACCCGGUAUCCUGAGAGCAUUAACUUAUGCUCCAGAUUGGCGUAAACCAGGCCGAAAUAUUAAUAGUGACAACGAGAAUUUUCAAAACUAUGAAGUCGUUUUAACAACAGAUGAAACUCUAGUGCAUCAGUCUUUGGUUCCUUUCAAGGACAUUGAGUGGCACCGAGUUAUACUCGACGAGGCGCAUCUAAUCUACACCAAGGAAAACUAUCGCCGAGCUGCCUCGGCGCUUAAGUUUAGGCUCGAGUCUGUUCCGUUUCUUAAAUCCAAGAUUGUAUGGCUAGUUACAGGGAUGCCCAUCUUGAACGGUUCAUAUAUUUUGCCUUUUGCCAUGGACUUGUUAAAAUUCGCACCAUUUUCUGAUGCCAAGUAUUGGCAAGUACUCGUCCAAAAGUUGCUUGAUAAAGGAUACAAGAACGGGAUCUCCCGUUUACAGGACUUGACAUCAAACAUAUGUCUGCGAAGAUUAAAAGAAGAUGGCAAGGUUAAAUUAAUGCCCAAAACUGUAGAAACAUGUUUUGUGGAUUUCUCUGAUGAAGAACGAGAGGAAUAUGCCCAAGUGGAAGCAGAUUCCCAGAAUGUGAUUCGGAAUUACAUGAAUCACGGCCGUAUAGUGGGUAACCAUGCAAGUAUGCUUGGUAUCAUUCAACGGCUUCGUCAACUCUGUAAUCAUUCUGCCUCAUGUCCUACAGAAACUCUUCCGGCCUACACUAUUGAAGAUGUAACCAGGAACCCAAAAUUGCUGCAGAAAAUGGUGUCAACUCUACAAGAUGAAGACUGCUUUGACUGCCCGAUUUGCAUUUCUCCUCUAUGCAACGCGACCAUCACUUCAUGCGCUCAUGUCUUUUGCGAAAAAUGUAUCUUGAAAUACCUGCUCACUAAGCAAAAGAAGAAGAAAACUCCUUGUUGUCCUAUGUGCCGUCACCCUCUUUCUAAAACAGACCUCUUCUCAGGAUCACCAGAAAACCAUAAUGGUUUUGCAAUCUCAACCUCUGGUGGAAGUGGUACUACUAUCUACUCCUCCAAAGUGUCGGCACUGUUAAAUUUGUUGGUGGCCUCCAAGAAUGAAAAUAUGUCGACAAAGUCUGUGGUGUUCUCACAAUUCAGAAAGAUGUUGAUCUUGCUAGAAGAGCCACUGAAGGCUGCUGGUUUUGAAGUAGUGAGAUUGGACGAUCACAUGAAGAGUACCAAAAAGAGGAAUAAGCUGGUAGAUGAGUUUGAAAACAUGAAUUCGGAAAAUUCGCACAUUGUUCUUCUGGCAGAUCAUAAAGCUUCCAAUACGUGCAUGAAUCUGACAUUCGCAACAAGGGCAUACCUGUUGGAGCCAUGGUGUAACCCGAUUAUUGAAGAUCAAGCAAUAAAUCGGCUACAUCGGAUUGGACGGCAACAAGAAAUAAAGAUUACAAGGCUAAUUACUAAAAAUAGCAUCGAGGAGAGGAUAAUGCAAUUGCAUGAGUGGAAGAAGAAUUUUAGAAGUGAAAGUUCUGCUGAGAAUAUGGAUAAAAGGCAAAUCCACCGAGAAGAAUUUCGCAUUCUGAUGGCAUUGUGA